This is a messenger RNA of Kogia breviceps (pygmy sperm whale), 729 nucleotides long. The record is from RefSeq and is a predicted model, not a curated record. NCBI's taxonomy places the organism in Eukaryota, Metazoa, Chordata, Mammalia, Artiodactyla, Physeteridae.
AUGACCCCUGGCUCCUCUCCCGGCCCGCCCCCCAAGGGCCCUUCCCGACCCUUCCUCCGGACGCCCCCGGCCUCGCCCUGCCGGCUCCGCCCCGGGCGGGCGCUCAGGUCUCCGGCUGACCACGCGCCCAGCAGGCCGCCGCGAACGCACUCUCGGAAGCUGCCGCCCGCACUGGUUUCACUUUGGGGCGAAACAUUAGGUGAACCGCGGGACCGCCGCUGCGGGUCCCGGUCACUCGCAGAGUGGACCCGCGGGGACGGAGUGGGGCCCGCGCGUUCCCGCCCACAGCCCCGCCCUCCGCAGCCUGCCCCGCCCACAGCUUCGGCCCCGCCCCACCCCGACUGCUGCGGCCCCUCAGUGGGUCCCAGAGCUCGGAGGAACUCUGGGAAAGUUUCUGCUCGCCUCUUCCGCCCUAGCGGAAGCACGGACGGGGCGGGGCCCGCUAGCGGUAGCCACCCCUUCUCCGAGUGCGCGUUUCGAUUGGCCGCCGGAGAAGUCCGUAAGCGCGCCCGAGGCGGCGCACGCGCAUUCCAAUUGGCCAGGGCCGCAUUCCGUCAGCGUCGGAGGCAGGCUCUUCUCUGGGCUGCGGCGGGGGCGGAGCUGGUGGAGGAAAUCCGCGGCCUUCUCGGGCUCGCGCUGCCCGUGGGAUGCUGGGACUGGGUGGCAGGGCGGCUGUGGCCCGGCGGAGGCGGCGGAGGCGGCGGGACCCCCCGGUGUGGAGCGCCAUAG